Molecule: messenger RNA, 4586 nt
Organism: Styela clava
Lineage: Eukaryota; Metazoa; Chordata; Ascidiacea; Stolidobranchia; Styelidae
Biological process (GO): cell surface receptor signaling pathway; G protein-coupled receptor signaling pathway
Cellular component (GO): plasma membrane
Molecular function (GO): G protein-coupled receptor activity
Source: RefSeq, a predicted model, not a curated record
UGUUAUUAGUGUAUACAAAAUGAACUUAAAGUAAUCUCAAAUAUUUAAAUCAGAGAUGCUCUCUGGUGAUGGCAAAUAUGUUUUGUUUUUCGGAUUUGUUCUGCUACUCUAUGUUGUUCCUGCAACCAACUGGCUUCACGAGAAAACGCCAGGGAUUUCAUGCGACAAUAGCGAUUGCUGUAUGUUUAGCAAAGGAAAAUACCCCGCCAAGAAACGGGUAAAUCAAAAUUGUUAUACCGGUAACGGUCAAGAAUUUCGAGGGAAAGUUAACGUUUCUCGAGACGGGAAAUCAUGCAUGAAUUGGUGGGUCUUAGGUGGCAAAUUUUGGGGUAACACAAAAGAAGAGAGGCGUCAAUACGGUAUCGGAAACCAUAGCAAUUGCCGUAAUCCUGACCCGGAAUAUACCGGUGGUCCUUGGUGUUACAUGGGUGUUGGCUUGUUCAGCAAAUGUGAUAUUCCUUCUUGCAAAGACUUCAAAGAAGAUACUACGUACAACACACCCUUGCCAACCUGCGAUAGAAAUGCAUCCGAAUUCGUGUUUCCCGAUUUCAUGUAUCAUUUUCGUAAAAAAAUUUACUACGUUACUAAGCGUAGGGAAGGUUAUGAAACUUAUAAAUUUUACGAUGACAACAUGACGUCAUUCGGAGAUCCUCCUUCGGAGAAUAUCAAAACAUCUUGGAACUUAUGCACCAGUCUGAAAAACAAUGAUGUAAUAACUUUUGCUUCCUCUUACGAUGAUAAAUAUUUGUUUGUGUACUUCGAAAGACCAGGAGCAAUGAUCAAAUUAAAUUUUGCGUCAAAGACAAGCUGGUCGGAAGUUUCUCCUCAUAAAUAUAAAGACUGUAUCAUACAAGCAACUCCAGAAUCCAGCAAGACACCAGAUUCAAAGAAAUCCUUCACAGCAAUGCGCAAUGUUUUUUCUUUCAAUGAACCAUCAGUUGUUCUUUUACUUGCAAACGAUAAACUGAUCAGGUGCGAGUGGAGAGAUGGAAUUCUUAAAUUUAUCAACUCCACCAAAUCAUCAUACGGGAUUUGUCCAAGAGGAAGUCUUCACUUUAUAAACAAGCAAAACGUUCAUUAUCAACUGGGAAUACCAGACUCGAGCGAGGCAGUGUAUUCUUCGUCCGACAAAGUUGUAAGAUCAGUUGUUCUUGCUGUCAAUGAAAACCCCGUCCUCGCCUUUCCAAUGCUGGCAAAAGGAUGUCUCCCGACAGAUAUUUACCGUUUUCUUAAACGUGCUGCAGGAUAUUCCAAACUUAACGACAAGAGUCUGGUUAUUCUACAUCCGGUAAAAUCCGGUUCUGGAGUUCGGGAAAUUUGUGCGGUGGACGGAACAAGAAGUCGAAUUUACCAAUUGUAUGACGGAAAUCAUUUGGACGAUAUUGUUCGCUGGCUGUUGAAUCGUUCACGUAACAAAAAAGCCUGGCUUCGAUUUCACGACAUCAACUUGAGAAAAUCUUCAUUUUGUGACACAGUCGAAAACAUUUCAUGUUGUGCCAAUAUUGUGGACCAAUUUACGUCUCUCGAAAAAACAAAAUUAAACAAUAAUACUCAAACUGUGGAUAAUGGAUGUGACAACGACAUGUUUUUCGUCUUCUGCCAAGUUCAUAUCUCCGGAAAUUCAAGAAACUGUCCGACUGUAUCGUGUACGCAUGACAUUGAAAAUGUCGUCAAAGAACAGGAUUUGGUCGUGUGUGAAAUACCGUUAGGUCGUGAUCCGGAGUGUUCGUUCUCGUUAGAUAGAAUUUUAAAAUCGGAGAAUUCUGGAACAAUAACAUAUAAAAACGCUGAAGAAGCCGCGGAAAAGAUGGACAUGAUUGCAGCUACUAUACAAUACCAAAAUAAAAACGACACUAAGGUGUUAUCAACUUUAGUAGAUUCAGUUCAAGCCCUCAAGACUAUGAAUUAUACAACCUUGUCGCGAUCAGGUGCAGAAAAUUUAAUAUCAGACGUGAUGAACGUUGUGGAUAACAUUGUUGAUGACGAGAGAGUUGAUGUAUGGAUGACAUUACAGGAAGAGGAAGUCAUUGUUAACGACAAUAACAAUGGAAAAGUGGAAACCGCUACGGAAAGUAUGCAAUCAAAAGAAAAAUCGAAUAAAUUGCCAUCAGAUAUGCUCUUCACUCUGGAAACUGUUCUAGGAGAGAUAGCUUCUAGUCAAAUUGGAGUUCAAGUAUCUGCUGGGAAAAAUUCAACUUUUCACAUGGACAUAAAGACUAAAAAUAUACAUAGCACAAUUCAAAAUUUGGAAAUUCAAGAUGACGGAUUAACAGUCGAUGAAAGCAACUUAUUAAAGUUUGAUCGUAUCGGCGAAAAAUCCGGAGAACAAGCUCUAACUAUAGUUUCAAGAUAUCCCAAUGUUAUGCACCUCAUAUCUCAAGUGGAAAACGCAAAGAAAGAAACUGAAUGUAAAACUGAGGAUUGUUUGGAAAAAAAUCAAAACGAAAUUGAGUUUAUUAAUUCAUCUCCCGUGAUUUCGGCAUCUGUGAUGGAACGAGGAAAGGUGUUACCUGCAUCAGUUACAUUUGUUGUGCCGUACAAAGAGGAUGAUAUUCCAGAUCCUCGAGAAAGAGAUUCAAAAUUCUAUUUUUCAUGUCGAUAUCUAGCUGUUGAUGAAGCCUCGGAAACGAAAUGGGAUGAUAGUGGAUGCAAAGUUACAAAGGUCGACAAGGUAGAAAAACUGGUUUAUUGUUUUUGCAAUCACACAACAAAUUUCGCUAUUCUUCUUCAAGUUGUUCCUCCAAAGAUCAUCAAAGCUGACAUGCAAAAGCUGCAAACCAUUUCAUACAUCGGGGAAACAAUAUCUGUGUUUUGUUUGGUUUUCACUCUUACGACUUUUAUCGUUUUUCGUCGAACUCUGAAAUCGCCUCGCAUGGUAGCGCACUUUCAUCUCGUUUCUGCUCUCAUUAUUUUCCAUACUACACAAUUACUGGUCGUCUUUGCUGAGAAAGAAAAGAGCACCAACGUUCUACCUUGCAUCAUUGUUACAAUUUUGACUCACUUUUCUCUCCUGGCAACAUUUUGUUGGAUGUUAUGUGAAGGAAUACUUUUAUACAUGAGUGUUAUUAGCGUUUUUCAUUCAAUGAAAUACAUGAAUGUUAUCAGAUAUGUAUUGGGAUGGGUGAUACCAGCUUUCAUAACUGGAAUUACAAUAGCAUGCGGUCUUACGCGUCACCCGUAUCCUACCUGUUACCUGCAAGGUGUUGGAGAAACAAGUUGUCCUAAUAUGAAUGAUGAUCCAAAUGUAACUGAGACAAAUUCAGCAUUUGAUUCUGCGGAUGCACAACCCGACGUUCAUCUUAUACAAUGGUGCUGGUUGAGCACUGCUAAUUAUUUGAUUUGGGCUAUGGCGGCCCCUGCGGUAGUAACACUAUUGAUAAACGCAGUAAUUUUGGCAAAGGUAUCCUGGGUUAUUGCACAAACGGCAAAGUCAGCUAAUAUGUAUCGUCCUACAACAGAGCAGAAGAAAGAAAAACAUAUCAGAAAAUGUUUGAAAGGGGCGAUGCUGCUCAUGCCUAUCUUGGGUGUGCCGUGGAUUUUUGGAUUGAUACCACAAGCUGCAAGUCACGUUAGCUUGUUAUACGCGUUUGCUAUAUUCAACUCAUUACAAGGAUUCUUCAUUUUGCUAUUUUAUUGCAUACUAAGCUCUGAAGUGAGAUCGGCGUUCAUUCGAUGUGUGCGAAAACAAACUUUACUUCACUCUCAGAACUGGUCAAGUAACAUGUCAGGAAGGCACAGUUAUGCUGAUCAGAAAAGCGGAAAUAGAAAAUCAGUUUGUUCGGUCACCAAAUCGAGAAUAACUUCAUCUACAGAUCUUAUAAAACGAGACUCAAAACGAAAGUUAACGACUCAACUAUCUUCAAGUUCAACAACUCAUGCGGAUAAACUCGAUAGUGAUGACAUAUUUUCAGAAAAGUAUAUGAACAACAAUGCAAGGAUUCCUUUACGAAGUGAAAGUUCGCUUUGAGUGUAAGUAUUGGAACUAUAUGCCCGAUUGAUGUCUGAGAACCUGGAGGAAAAUUUUAUUAUCGACAUAAUCCGCCAGAGUAUGCCAAAGAGCGGAAGCAUUUGCGAAGAUGUCGCAGUCUCGCAGGCUCAUUUUACAUCGCGAAGCCUGUAAAAUUCAAUAAGUACCAGAUUGCCAAGUUAAUAUUAAACCAGACGCUCCAGUAGAGCAGUGGUUUUUAAUAUAUCGUUGUCUGUAUUUGAGUCAAAAAGUACCAAAAUUACAAAUACAUUUUUGCGAUGUUAGGGUUUAGGUGGCGAAAAUUCAUCAAAACUCAGAUUUGGGUCGCGCUCAAAAAGGUUUAAGAACCACUGCUGUAGAGAGUAAGUGCGAGGGGAGAAUUAGCGCGCAUCAUGUGGAAACUGAAUAGCGUGCGUUUCUUUUUAAUUCAGCGUCAGUAUUGUCAUCUAUGCGUUACUCCAAUGUGGUGUCAUUGUUACUUAAAUGAUAUACGAUGAUGUGUUGCGAUAUUUUGUAUUUUUUCUUUAUUUCUUUACUGAUUCCUAAUACUUGUUAAAACUGACAUUCCUACCCAUCAUUUUACUGGUAUGAUUACGUUAAUAAAGCAAUCAUAAAUAUC